This is a messenger RNA of Thermothielavioides terrestris NRRL 8126, 1556 nucleotides long. RefSeq lists its product as uncharacterized. The record is from RefSeq and is a predicted model, not a curated record. The transcript has 3 exons. The coding region runs from base 193 to 1017 and encodes 274 amino acids. Gene Ontology annotation, molecular function: serine-type endopeptidase activity. Gene Ontology annotation, cellular component: membrane. Lineage: Eukaryota; Fungi; Ascomycota; Sordariomycetes; Sordariales; Chaetomiaceae. Gene Ontology annotation, biological process: retrograde vesicle-mediated transport, Golgi to endoplasmic reticulum.
AUUCAUCAUCAACUUGCAUAGAAUCAACCCAGAAGGAGACGAAGCUCAGCUUUGUAAGGUCUUUCCACACCAGCACUCAUUCCUACACAGUUCUCUUCUUUUCUUUUGUUCUUUCUUUUCUUUCCCUUGCUUGCCCGACAUCCUCCCAGAUAAUGUCGAGGUAGCAACAGGCACGCCGCCCGCUCAGCAGCCAUGUCGUUCGCCAGCACGCCCGUCACUCGCACGCUUGUGCUGGCCCUGGUCGGGGGCUCGAUUGCGGCGAGCCUCUUCGACGUCAAGCACUACUUCUACAUCUCGGUUGGCACCCACAUCCUGCGGUACCGCCAGACAUGGCGAGCUCUGGUCUGGCAGCUGUGCUACACCAACUCGUCCGAGGUGCUCUUUGGCGCCAUGACCCUUUACAACCUGCGCGUGGUUGAGCAGCAGUGGGGUUCGAGGAAAUUCGCCUCGUUCGUGCUCGUCUCGGGGUUCCUCACCUCCAUCAUCACGCCGGUGGUCUUGACGGUGGUUCUCCGGCCGCUGAGCUGGGGGAUCUUCGACUUCCUACCGGCCGGCCCCACGCCCCUCAUCUUCGCCAUCCUGGCGCAGUACCAUGCCAUGGUCCCGCACGUGUAUCAGUACAAGGUUGCGCUCACCACGGGCGCCCCCGGGGACCGCGACGACGCCCCCGGGGUGACGUUCUCGGACAAGUCGACCAAGUACGUCAUGGCGCUCCAGCUGGCGCUGUUCCAGUGGCCGGGCUCGCUGCUCGGCGCCGCGGUGGGCUGGAUGGUGGGCCAGGCCUGGCGCAGCGAACUGCUCCCCGGGGCACUGACGCGCUGGCGCGUGCCGGGGUGGGUUGUGGGCAUGCGGCGACCGCGGAGCAGCGACAGGUUCGAGGGCAUGCGGAGGAGGCUCGAGAGCGAGGGCGCGUCGACCGGCGUCGCCCCUGGAGCUCACCAGUCAGUUGAGACCGAGGGCAACCGACGGAGAACCAUGGGCCGGCAGCUCCUCGAUGAGGUUCGCGGCGCCUUCUGAGGGCCGCCUAGGUUGCUUGGACGUUUACUCAGUCGUCUUGGACAAAGCGGGCACUUCAGAAAAAGUUCGACGCGGCCGUGUUCCCGACUGCAACCAAUUUUUGGGACCUGCUUGUCCAUGCCACGCACCGUAAGCGCAAACACGCAGGCCGAACUACAAGCCACGCACAGUAAGGGUUACAAGAGUCUGAUCCUACAGGAGCUUCAGCGUGGUUUGCCUAGAUGUGCGGGAAGCCUCGCCACAGGAGCUUCACCCAAUCGUAUGGGUCUGUGGGCAAAGAUGUCAGGAAGGAUGACGACCCGGGAAGCCGUCCUAAAAAUACCCGUGGACGUUAUAGCCCACCUGGCUGGCAAGUCAGCAGCCCCGGAUGCCAAGAGCGGGGUCGUGGUUAUAGAGGUCCCGCCAAGACUAAUUUCGGAGGUUGCCGCUUACAAGUAUUUACAAUCGCUACGGGGUGAGCGGGGCCGCGACGACUUAGAGCAACAUCGACAAUGUACAAUCGCGAAGACUCGUAGCAACAACUUUACUAAACCUCAACC